GCUUGUUCUGUUCUGCCUCCCUUUUUAAGCUCAUCUCCUCCUACCAAAGAGAGGCAAACCUCUCUCUCGAGACUUAAGUUUCCUGAUAACUACAACUCCUCUCUAUCUCUUUCUCGUCACUCGUCAGCUCUCAAGAGAGAACGCAAAAGGUACCGGAGCUCGUGCAGAUUCUGGUCAUGGAGGGCCUCAUCCCGUUCAUCUACAGGGCCGUGGCGCAGUACAAGAAGGAAGGGCAGGUCUCCUUCGGCGACCUCUUCUUCGACGAGCCAUCUCCGUCGUCGCCGACCUCGUCCUACUUCCGUCUCCCCGGGGACUCCGGCCGGUACCAGCUCUUCACGCAGACGUCUUCGUCCGCCGACUCCGGUGCGGUUGGAGCGGCGCGGCGGUCUCCGGCGAACCGUCGGCGCCCUCAAUAGCACGGAUCAUGGUGAAUGGUGGGAGGACAUGCAGGAGGCAAACAAAGUUACAAACAUACUUGCUUCGGUACGUCGUAGUGUACAUGCAGAUACGAUGGUGAUUACUGAGCAACUGCAAAUACGAGCUGCAGAAUUGCAGUUAAUGCGUUGCGUAUGGUAUUUCCUUGUGUAUUUUAUUUCAGCUUGUAAUGGUCUGUGACUGUCAACUGUGAAUAUGGGGUGCAUAAGCACGGGCCCUCCGAAGGAGGCUUGUGGAAGUGUAAUAUUGGCA
Lolium rigidum is the source of this 687-nucleotide messenger RNA. RefSeq lists its product as uncharacterized. NCBI's taxonomy places the organism in Eukaryota, Viridiplantae, Streptophyta, Magnoliopsida, Poales, Poaceae. The coding region runs from base 177 to 416 and encodes 79 amino acids. The transcript has a single exon. The record is from RefSeq and is a predicted model, not a curated record.